AUGAAGUCGCCGCCGGGAACGACGAUGAUGGCGGCGCUGGUGCAUCUGCUGGCCGCCUUCAGCGCCGCCGUGUUGGCCGCUGCCGGCGGCGAGCAGCCGCUGUCGAAGAUCGGCAUCCACCGGGCCACCUUGGCGAUCCAUCCGGGCGCCUCCGUCGACGUCUCGCCGCUGCUCCUCGGCCUGCAGGGGCAGGACCAAGAAUGGGUGACCAUCGGAUUUAACAACCCCAAGCCAUCCAAGGAUGACUGGAUUGGGGUCUUUUCCCCUGCUAAUUUCAGGGCUUCAUUAAGAGAGCAGAAAAGUUUGAUGGAUUGGACACUGGCUUACUCACAGAUUCGUUUUGCUGUAUUUAUCAGUGACUCCAUUUGCCCGUCGGAGAACCAAUGGGUCGAGGCCCCUCUUUUGUGCACGGCUCCUAUUAAGUUCCAAUAUGCAAACUAUACGACGUCCGACUAUGCGAAGACCGGAAAGGGGUCCUUGAGGCUUCAGAUAAUUAAUCAGAGGAGUGAUAUAUCAUUCGCAUUGUUUUCUGGAGGACUCUCAAAUCCGAAGCUUAUCACACGUUCAAAUAGCAUAACUUUCGCAAACCCGAAGGCUCCUGUGUACCCACGCUUGGCACAAGGAAAGUCCUGGGAUGAAAUGACAGUGACAUGGACAAGUGGAUAUAGUACGAAGGAGGCUACACCGUUUGUUGAAUGGGGCAUACAAGGGCAAAUCCAAAUCCUUUCUCCUGCAGGCACCCUUACGUUCAGUCGCGACACUAUGUGUGGCCCACCUGCUAGGACAGUUGGAUGGCGCGAUCCUGGUUUCAUACAUACAAGCUUCCUCAAGGACCUAUGGCCUAAUCUUAAGUACACGUACAGGAUUGGCCAUCGGCUAUUCAAUGGUCAAAUUGUUUGGGGACGUCAGAAUAGCUUCAAAGCACCUCCCUAUCCUGGGGAGGAUUCUUUGCAACGUGUUGUCAUAUUUGGAGAUUUGGGCAAGGCCGAGAUUGAUGGCUCAAACGAAUACAAUGACUUUGAGCGUGGUUCAAUCAACACAACUUACCAGCUAGUUAAGGACUUGAAGAAUAUCGAUAUGGUGAUGCAUAUCGGAGACAUCUGCUACGCCAGUGGUUAUCUGUCACAGUGGGAUCAGUUCACUGCACAGGUUGAACCCAUUGCUUCUACAGUACCUUACAUGGUGGCAAGCGGUAACCACGAAAGAGACUGGCCUGGAUCAGGAUCCUUUUAUGGGACUCUGGACUCGGGCGGUGAAUGCGGCGUGCCAGCUCAGAACAUGUUCUAUGUGCCAGCAGAGAACCGUGAGCAGUUCUGGUACUCGACGGACUACGGGAUGUUCCGGUUCUGCGUAGCCAACACGGAGCUGGACUGGCGGCCAGGCACCGAGCAGUACAAGUUCAUCGAGCACUGCUUGUCGUCCGUGGACCGGCAGAAGCAGCCGUGGCUCAUCUUCCUCGCCCACCGCGUCCUGGGCUACUCGUCGGCCACCUUCUACGGCGCCGAAGGGACGACGGAGGAGCCCAUGGGGAGGGAGAGCCUCCAGCUCCUCUGGCAGAAGUACAGGGUCGACAUCGCCAUGUACGGCCACGUCCACGGCUACGAGCGAACGUGCCCAGUCUACGAGAACGUGUGCGUGGCCAAGGGGUCGGACCGGUACAGCGGCGCGUUCACGGCGACGACGCACGUGGUGGUGGGCGGCGGCGGGGCGAGCCUGGCGGAGUACACGGCGGAGCGGGCGCGGUGGAGCCACGCGCAGGACCUGGACUACGGGUUCGCCAAGCUGACGGCCUUCAACCACACGACACUGCUCAUGGAGUACAAGCGGAGCAGGGACGGCAGCGUGCGCGACAGCUUCACCGUCUCGCGCGACUACCGCGACGUCCUUGCCUGCGGCGUCGACAACUGCGCCAGCACCACCAUGGCGUCCUAG
This is a messenger RNA of Triticum turgidum subsp. durum (durum wheat), 1932 nucleotides long. NCBI's taxonomy places the organism in Eukaryota, Viridiplantae, Streptophyta, Magnoliopsida, Poales, Poaceae. The record is from the annotation of a GenBank genome assembly.